Molecule: messenger RNA, 5454 nt
Organism: Homarus americanus (American lobster)
Lineage: Eukaryota; Metazoa; Arthropoda; Malacostraca; Decapoda; Nephropidae
Product: transmembrane protein 145-like
Exons: 13
Coding region: 956-2686 (576 amino acids)
Biological process (GO): response to pheromone; G protein-coupled receptor signaling pathway
Source: RefSeq, a predicted model, not a curated record
AAAUAUUAUUUAUAAAAAAGUAAUAGCAGACAGAGGAUCGGAGACGGGCGGUAUGUUAGCCAUUCCAGGCCUUCAGGAUGAUGAUAAACACUGACAGUAAAGUGAGUGGCAGCAAGUUGAGUGGCCGUGUGUAUUAGCAGUCAGCGGAACUAUUAACUACAACCCGAGCUAGUUGGGUGAGUGAAUGAGUGAGUGAAAAAUCAUCCCAAACUUGGGACACAUUCACCUAUUCCACCGCCUCUCAUCCGCUGGCAGGAACUGCGUACGUCACUUCCGGUCUAAUCGUUUAUCAUCAAGAUCACUUCCGCCACACAACAAAGACUUUCGGGAAUUUGUGGGCGAGUUGGCGUAGUUUUUUUUUCUUUCUCUCUCUUUCUCUCGGUAUUACAACAUGGACUGGGGCGAGAUAAUAAACUAUUCAGUGUAGUGAGAGACUAAGUGAACUUCCCUUGACUAAUAAAGGCUGGGAAAUAAAGCUUCGGUACCUAAAGUGAUUCAGUUGGUUUGUGGCGAGAUAACCAUUUGUAUUUCUUUAGUAAAACAAUACACGGGGCUCGUCAGCUGGAGGUGGUUCAAGGGCAGGAGGCGAGCGUUAGAGGAGACAACUGGGGUCCUCUUGCAGCCUCUCACGUUUAUAGCAGUACUGGGCCACACCAUCACCACUCCUGGGCCACACCAUCACCACUCCUGGGCCACACCAUCACCACUCCUGGGCCACACCAUCACCACUCCUGGGCCACUUCAUCACCAUUCCUAAUCCACACCGUCACCAUUCCUGGGCCACACCACCACUCCGUGACCUCAAUUUAGUAAACAAGACUUGAUGUGAACCGGCAUCAACCACUGUCUGUCGUCUCGCCUCACAUCUACAGAUACGAAGAUCGAAGAAGGUCAUUGGAAACAGGAUGUAACACCUUCCCUCUUACCCCAACUUAGGUCAUAGGAGGUCAGUGAGAUGAUGACCUCCAGGGUGUGUUACGAUGAUCUAAUGUCACAGUAUCAGGAGACAGGAGGCAACAAAAUGGAGGAAGAGGAGUGUUAUUCACCGUGUCAGGUCACCGAUCUAGGGCACCAAAAGGUCAAGAAACACCAGAGGAGGGGCAAGGGCGGUGACCUAGCAUUACACGGGAGGUCACUGAGGUGUCUGCCUGUGGGGUGGACGUGGGUGUGGGUGUGUGCUGCCUUCUUGGUCACCUCAGCCCAUGCCAAAUACGUGGAAGGCUUCCUUAAGACAUCAGAGAAGUGGGCGUUCCUGACGAGGUUCUGCUUCCUCUCUGACGACGGGACCUUCAACUUUAAUGUGGAGUACAAUGCUGAGUAUGCUGUGGAGAAGCUGCUGCUAUACUACGACAGUCCAAAACAGUGGCCAGCUGUGUAUAAGUCCUUCAAGACAUGUGAGGAGAAGGAAGCAGUAAUGAGACAGAAGAAUCAGUUCAUCAACCUGACACUGUACUCCAUGCACGCCCUGUGUGAGGUGAUCACGGUGUCCGAUAAGAAGUCCUUCCACUGUCAGGGCACCCGGACCUUCCUCAGCUCCAGGGAGAGGUGGUGGUUUAUAGCCGUCAGCAACUGUGAGAGUACCAAGGGGCUGGAGUUGUCUUACCGCCUCACCAUGACAAACGGUUACUCCUUCUGGGAUAAACAUUUCUCCGCUGAUGAGUUUUAUAUCCUACGGACGGACCUUACGGCUCUUAUCCUACAACUGGGGAUCCUCUUCCUCUCACUCCUUGCCUCAGCUGAACUCAAAAGCCGUCAGCUGUUCCACACAACGUACCGCUUAUACAUGGUGGCCAUAAUGGCACAAAUAUUCGGUCUGGUCUUCCUAAGUCUCCACUACGCUAGAUAUGGUUUUGAUGGCGUCGGUCUGCCCUUCAGUAAACUUCUAGGUCGUCUACUACACACACUGAGUACGGUGAUGAUGGUGUUAGUGUUGCUGCUGAUGGGUAAAGGCUUUAACAUCACUAGGGGUCGGCUGCGUCAGAACUCUGCCGUGCGCCUCACCACCUUCAUGUGUCUCUACUGUGCCACCUAUGUCGCUCUCUUCAUCUACGAGCAGCGGAUCUUUGACCCGGGGGAGGUGUUAUACUUAUAUGAGUCACCCGCUGGCUAUGGUCUGCUAGUGUUACGGUUGCUGGCCUGGUUCAUGUUCCUGUAUGCCUGCUUCUUCACCAUAAAGCACUACCCAGAAAAGGCUGCCUUCUACUACCCCUUCUUCAUCUUCUACACCCUCUGGUUCUUGUCAGGGCCAGUGGUGAUAAUAAUCAGUAACCACGUGAUCGACAAGUGGGUGAGGGAGAAGGUGGUGAAUGGUGUCGACCUGGGGAUAACUCUCCUGGGCCACGGGUUCUUCCUGUUCCUGACGCGGCCGAGUGCAGCCAACAGCAACUUCCCAUAUCAUGUUCGGACGACCCAGAUCAUGGCACUCGAGGCCUCCACAACAGGAGUCGUCGGGAACAACACUAUCGACGCCUUCUCUUCCAAUCCUUACGCCCCUGACCUACAGCAGCCCAAGAACUUCACCAACUCGGAUCUGUUCCAUGUGUCUGGGACUGUUGAGAUGAUGCCAGAUGACCUCGCCAUGAGACCUCUGCCAGGACCCAGAAGCAUUGUGAAGGACGACAAAAGUUUCCCUCAUCACUCGCCAAGUGAGCCACCAGCUGUGUUUCAAGGAAACCUUUCCACUUGACUACUCUCACUGACACACCUCCAACAUUACUCAAGAUAUUUUCAUAUUGUGUAUACCUGUAUGUACAGUACUGUAUACUGUACUGUACUUCCAUUACUGUUGUCUGCCAGACCAUGGUGGCUUCCAUCAUGUCUCCCUGCACAAUGUGUGUCUAUAAACCAUUAAUAUAAGACAAAAUGCACAACACAAACAGAAACUAGUUAGAAAUUGUUCCAAUAUCACCUGAGAUGUGUUUUGAGAGAAGGAAUAACUGCACUAUAUAGUGAUAAGUGUACAGUACAGUAGUUAUAUUUAUUAGUGUUCUGGAGGCCAUGAUAAAGUUGAGUCAUAAGAAACCAUAUGAUUCACAUUGUACAGUAUAUGGAAUAAGCACACAGUUCUUUUGGUUAUAAAUGUACAUAUAUAAUUGUUAAAAGUAAUGUAAUUUGUUAUGUACAGUAGGUAUUUAGUUUACAUUGUGGCAUGAUGGGUAGUGUUCCAGACCUGGAUGAAGUUGAAGGGAUAAUGUACUGAGAAGAUGGAGGACUGGAAGGGAAGAGUCAGACCAGUAGUACAGUAUUUAGAUACACAUUGUCACUAGAAGCUCUCCACAUAAAAGGUUGUGUAGUGAUGAAAAAAAAACAGAGAUGGAUGGUGAAACAAGUACAGUAAAAAGUGUGAAUGGAAGUGAUUAGUUGAAGAUGAAAUUAAAACCCUGUUUGAUGUAAUCUGUGAAAAUUAACACAAUCCUGCAGUUUAAUGAGACACUUACAAUAUGAAAAUAACAAUGAGCACUGGUUGGGGACCACCAUUUUGUUUCAUAGAUAAAAGAUUAAUGUAGUUCAUGUGAAUAUUGGUAUAAUUUUCUGAUGCACGGUGUUAAGACAAUCAAUCAAUUUAAUCUUGAAAAGUAUCUCCUCUUAUACUGUCAAAAGUAAUGAGGAAAUGAAAAGUAGAUUACCUAGGUGUGAUUUAACCCUUUGAGGACAGUCUUAACCCUUUGAGGACAGUCUUAACCCUUUGAGGACAGUCUUAACCCUUUGAGGACAGUCUUAACCCAUUCAGUAAGUAAAUAUCCACUGAGUAAAGUGACUUAGACCCUGAAUACAAUGUUACUGUAUCACACUCAAGGAAUGGGUUUUUGUGCUGAAAGGUUGUAGAUAUCUUACCCAAGGGAUUAAUUAUUGUAUUUAAAAGGUUAAGGUAAUUUCUGAACUGGGCUAAUUAUUUGUACUCAAGUUGGCAUCAUACUGAAGAAGUGAAUUACAGUGAUAUACUACAAACACUAGUACAAGUUAUUAUGUAGUACAGUCAUGGUAGUUUAACUUUUGUAAUGUAAUGGAAAUUUACACAUUCAUGCAAACAGAAUAGAUCUUGAGAAAAUUAUGUACAAAUGUCAUUACUUUUAAGUCACACACGUGCACAUACCUGGUAGUAUUGUUUGUAUCCAGGCCACAGAAAGGAGGAAGGGUAUUUUAGUUUGUAUGUAGCGUGUGGUGAGGCCUUCUGUGCCUUAUUAUUUUUCUUUGUGCUGAAGUUCAUUAUUGAAUAAAGCCUUUUAGAAGAGGCCUAUCUCUCCUUAUCCACCCUGAAGCACUUCUUGGUGUAUGUGGGUACAUGUGUGGAUGUGUGUGGGUCUGUGUGUGUCACUACUCCACAGACAUAUUGAUCACUAUCAUUCAUAAGCACUUCCUCUGUACAGACAGUAACAGGGGCUGCCUGGCUUCCUUGAUUAGUGGUCGAGUGACUUAGACCAUUAUAUGGGACCAGAUUAUAGAUUUAGGUCAUGAGGCAAGGAUCAGCAUAGUGUAGUGUGGAGGUAUAGGUAUAAACAAUCUCAUAGGAAUAUAUUGCAUUUACAAUUAUGCUCAGUUUGUAAGAUUUAAGUCGAGAAAUAUGUUCAAACUGUUUUUUCAGCUAUAGGUGGGAAUAAGACUUUAUAUAUCAAGUAUGAAUGAUAUGUUUGAGUGCAGUUUGGUUACUUCAUACACUGGAAUAAGCACGAAGGUUGUAACUGAGUGCAUGUCCAAUGGCGUGCAGUUUGGUUACUUCAUACACUGGAAUAAGCACGAAGGUUGUAACUGAGUGCAUGUCCAACUGCUAUACAGUAUGUGCUGCAGAAUAUUAUGACACUGAAUCUUGGUUUAUUUUCAAUUAAUAUAAUUUACUUUUACUCGUGUAAACAGACCAGGAGGUGACACUAUAGUAGAUACCGGGUAUAUAUUUUGCCAAAUACAUUGUGAAUUUGUAUCAUAUUUAUAAAUGUUUCUGUACAUAAAUAGCCAGACCAUAAAAAAAUCACUGUACCUUAUAUAUUAAUCGCUAUAAGGCUCUAUAAGUACUACUGUUUAUGACUAUUAAGGGGUUAUAUCAUGUGUUCAAACUUGGCAUGAUAGGUAUUUCAGGACCUGUGUGUGUAGAGAGAUGAUAGCUACAUGUAUUGUCUCUAUGGGCCUAAAAAUUAACAUAAUGUCAACUUAAAUCAUGUUCAAAAUCUGAGAUGUUUUGAGGAGAUUAACUGUAUUGUAUCUUUCCAUCAGAAAAUUGAGUCUGUAGUAAAGUAUAUAAACUAUUGGUUAAUAUAGUUCCUGGUUGUGUACAUCUCAGAGUAUUAAGAGAGUUGUGGAUCAAACUCUCACAAGACCAUAAUAUCCUGUUUGGCAGAAGUAUGGAAGAACAAAAGAUCCCUAAUGACUGGAAAUUAACAUAAAUGAGUUCCUAUAUUAGAAAGUGCGGUAAAUAUUUGUCCAUUGGCUGUCCUCAGGUUUUGGUAUGAGAAUUUUUUGGGU